Messenger RNA from Camellia sinensis, 2694 nucleotides. Lineage: Eukaryota; Viridiplantae; Streptophyta; Magnoliopsida; Ericales; Theaceae. The record is from RefSeq and is a predicted model, not a curated record.
UGGCACACCUCAAUUCCAAGUUUGUCCCUUUCCUGGCUUUAGUUUUCCAGCCCCAUCCCUCAACUUCACCAAGCUGAGGUCAAAACUUUGCCGGAAGCCGAUUCUUGUUCGGUUUCAAAACCCUAACCCUAAACCUAAACCCCAAACCCAAUCCAAAUGUCAUGACAAACAAUCGAAUCUCUAUUUCUUAGAUCGAUUCCAACGAGCACUGAUUGGAAAUAAUGCAAUUGAGGAUCUCGAACCAAUCGAGAAGGAAAAUUUUCCCACUUGUCGAUUCCAAUCUCUACACUGUUCGGAGUGAGCCCAAGAUUGUAGCCGCCAUUGCUUCUUUACACGAUAAAGCUUUCCCCAAUCCUCAUUCGAAUCACUCCGAGGUUUGGUUCGUCAAGGUUGUAUGUACUCUCUGUAUUCGUUUCUCCACGAGGUCUCUCGAUAUUUUUCAUUCCGAUUAUUUUCGUAACAACCUAAGUCCUUUGAUUGCAUUCGACGUUAUCAAAUGCCUAAAUUAUAAUCAUAGUAAUCCCAAGUUAGCUUUUAAUUUCUUUCAGUUUACUAGGCUCAAUUUGAAUCUUAUUCAUUCGUUCAAUACAUACAAUGUGCUUUUAAGGUCUCUUUGUCAAAUGAGUCUUCAUGAUUUAGCUAAAUUGGUAUUUGAGUACAUGAGGAUUGAUGGGCAUUUGCCUGAUAGUUCAAUUUUAGAAUUCUUGGUAUCGUCGUUUGCGAAUUGGGGUAAGUUUGAUUUUGCAAAACAAUUGCUUUCUCAUGCUCAAUCCGACAAUGUAGAGCUUCGUUCUUUUGUAUAUAAUAACUUAUUGAGUCUGUUGGUGAAACAAAAUCGGGUACAAGAGGCUGUGUGCUUAUUCAGAGAGCAUAUUUUAAGGUUGCAGUUUUAUCGGGCUGAUACUUGCACGUUCAAUAUUGUAAUUCGAGGUCUGUGCAGAGUAGGAGAGGUUGAGAAAGCUAUUGGGUUUUUCAAUGAUAUGGGGAGUUUUGGUUGUUUGCCUGAUGUUAUAACAUACAAUACACUUAUUAAUGGAUUUUGUAGGGUUGGUGAGGUGGAUAGAGGUCUUGAGCUAUUGAGAGAAAUUCAGUCUGGAAACACGUUUUCUCCAGAUGUUGUAACUUUUACAUCAGUGAUAUCAGGAUAUUGCAAGUCGGGUAACAUGGAGUUGGCUUCGAAUAUUUUUGAUGAGAUGGUUAGUUCUGGAAUUAAACCAAGUUUGGUUACUUUUAAUGUUCUCAUUGAUGGUUUUGGCAAGAACGGUGACAUGUCAUCUGCACUGAAUAUUUAUGAUAAGAUGCUUUUUCUUGGUUGUCAUCCUGAUGUUGUUACCUUCACAUCUCUAAUUGAUGGUAAUUGUCGGAGUGGGCAGGUCGAUAAAGGAUUGGGGCUUUGGGAUGAAAUGUAUGUGAAAAAUUUGACUCCUAAUGUGUAUACUUUUGCCAUUCUUGUCAAUGCUUUGUGCAAGGAGAAUAGAAUUGAUGAGGCUCGUGAUAUAUUACGACAGUUGAGAUGGAGGGAUGAUAUUGUUCCCCAACCAUUUAUUUACAACCCUGUGAUUGAUGGGUUUUCUAAGGCUGGUAACAUUGAUGAGGCAAAUGUGAUUGUUGCAGAAAUGGAGGCGAAGAGAUGCAAGCCUGAUAAAUUAACAUUCACUAUUCUCAUUAUUGGACAUUGUAUGAAAGGGAAAAUGAAUGAAGCAAUAAACAUAUAUAAUAAGAUGUUGGCAAUUGGUUGUGCACCAGAUAGAAUUACUGUAAAUUCUUUGAUUUCUUGCCUCUUGAAGGCUGGGAUGCCUAAUGAUGCCUUUAAGAUAAUGCAAACUGCAUCAGAGGACUUGAACUUUGGGAUUGCAUCUUCAAGGAGAAAUGUUCCAAUUAGGACAAAUAUGGACAUUCCAGUGGCUGUUUAAUGGAAAGGGUUGCCAAUACAUCUGAUGUUGUGGACCUGGCAGUUGCAUGCAUGAGGUCCUUCCGCUAUCAUGAUCCAAAUAUGAACUAUACUUCCAACUUGUGGCAUCAAGAAGUUAGCAAGUGGUCCAUGAUAAGUGAAUUCCGUUCAGCUUUGCAGCUUGCUAAAGAGCUAAGAUUUUCUCUGUCCUUUCAGCGCGCUGGUUAAAAACAACUUAUAUGCAGAAGCAGAAUGCAGAUUUUGUAUGGACUAGUUUGGAGGUGGGUGAAGAUAUUGGUAAAGCUGUAAAAGAAUCUCCUGAGUUGAUUCAACCUUUGUAUUCCCGAGACACAUUUUAUCUCAACCUAUCGGCAACUCUUGUGUUUUUGUAAUGACAGAGACCUGACAAUUUGUGGAUCUUAGAUUAGAUUUGACAACUACACUAAACAUAUUGCUUGCCCCUUAGUGACUCCUUUCUACAACAAAGGCCUCUACGGAUGAGUCAAGUAUGAGGAUUGCAGAUGUAAAGUCAGAUCGAUACCAAUUGGUGUUAUUGGUUGUUCUUCUGCUUCGUUCUUUCUGGGGAGACUGAUUCAACACAAGACAAGUUUAUUAGCUCUGUACUUCAUUCUUUUUUUUUUUUUGAGCAGGCUCUGUACUUCGUUCAAGGGGAAGAAUUUUGAUCUUCGGGAAAUGGUAUAGAAGCCUUUACAUCUCAUAGCAAUCUGCAUUCAUUCAGUAAUGCUGAUGGUUUCUUCUUCCGGGUCAGCGUGACAAUGAAAGGGAACUUGGAAAUCUAAUGG